UUAAUGGCGUUCCGAAAUUACAUCGCAAGUUGAAUUCUCGCGAUACGAGGAUUUUUUUAUUAUCUUGUUUUUUCGGUUUUCAAUGGCGUAAUAAUAAAAAUUAGAUACACAUGUUAUUAUUGAUAUUAUUACAUGUAUUAUUAGUCGCGCGUGCUGGUCUAAAUCGAUACGAGGCUGACGUGUCGAGUUAAAUAAUUUGCUCCGAAGUGACAGAUUUUUAUUGUGCGUGUCAAUCUUUUCGCCAAUAACAGCGACGACUUUGAGGUGGUUUCAUUAAAAUUCAUUUUUUACGUGGGACUUGCGUAGUAUAAAGAUCGCAGCAGCACUGCAAUUCGCGCCAUCCCACCACAUGGUAUGCACGUUAUUUCUCGCGUAGUCGCGUAGGUAGGUACCUAAAAUGUAUGUAUAAUACAAUAUAAUAUAGUCAGGUACAGCGUCGAUCGACGGUCGUGUUUUUGGAUGAUUUUUUUGUCGUCGUAUUUAUCGUAAUUUAUCACCUACACUGUGAAGAGAUUACGCGGCCACUUGUGUCGGUUAAAUUAUAAUGCACCAAUAAGUACAUGCGCAGAGUUUCGCAACGCGUCCAAAGCGAAUCGACGUUUCGUUAUCGAUCUGCAAUCCUCUCGCAUACGCAAAUAUACUUAUGAAGAAUAUACAUAGGCGCCUAUAGCAUAAUACGAUUCGUCUAAUACAUUGACUGCCGACUAGGUUAUUCUGCUAGCCGCAUUGCUUCGUUACCUCGGCAUAACCACAUUAUAAUCUCCGAAGACUUACACGACAUCAAUAAACUCGUAAAAGCGUUUCGAAGUCAGUCCAAAACGCCUCGAUCGACACCAAUCAGCAUGAUUUCGACUAUGAGCACCAUCAAAGCUCUGCGGUGUUCCGCAAUUGUACUGGCGAUCGUAUUCGUCGCGUCUUCAGCGUCGUAUUCUAGGAUUGGCUUCGAUAAAUAUCAUAACCAUAAAGAGAUGACCAAUUAUUUGAUGCAAAUAACCGACGAGUUUCCCAAUAUCUCGUCGCUGUAUUCGAUCGGCAAAUCGGUUUUAAAACGUGAACUGUGGGCUGUCAAGUUGACUACUGCAAACGAACUACUGGGUGUACCAAACGUCAAAAUCGUUGGCAACAUACACGGUAAUGAGCCCGUGGGAAGAGAAAUCAUUUUACAUCUGAUUCAAUACUUAUUGGAUAAUAAUUCGAAAAACAAAGCGAUUAAUAAUAUGUUGCGAACUACCGUCAUUCACUUGCUGCCGAGCAUGAAUCCAGACGGAUUCGAACGGUCCUCGCCUCAGCCUUGCCCUAACGAUGGAAUGCAGAGGUCGGGUUCUAGAGAAAACGCUAACGCUUUUGAUUUGAAUCGAAAUUUUCCGGACUUUUUCAAUCCACACACAGUGCCACUGCAACCCGAGACUAAAGCAAUGAUGGGGUGGUUAAAAUCUGUACCGUUCAUCAUGUCUCUAGGCUUACAUGGUGGUGCUUUGGUGGCCAAUUUUCCUUACGAUGGUUCAUUGGAUUCGGAUUCUAGUUAUAACCAUAAUAUCAAAAAUAUGGAGAGUUUAACACCAGACGAUGACGUAUUUCGGUUUUUGGCGAAACAAUAUGCCGAAUUGCACCCGACCAUGCAUAACGGUCUAAGUUGUGAAGAUGAAUAUAACUUAAAAUUCAAAGACGGCAUAACAAAUGGAGCUGCUUGGUAUCAAGUAAUAGGAAGCAUGCAAGAUUACAAUUACGUAUGGCACGGGUGUAUGGAAAUCACUUUGGAAAUGUCUUGUUGCAAGUACCCACCGGCUUCAUUUUUGGAAUCUCACUGGAAAGACCAUUUAAAGCCACUUUUGACAUGGGUGCAACAAGCGCAAAGAGGCAUUAAAGGUAUCGUCACCAACCGAAUAACCGGUAAACCUAUACCAAACGCGACCGUUAGCCUUACGGACCGUGAAAACUACGUCAACACGACUGUGCACGGAGAAUACUGGAAAAUACUACUUCCUGGAGUAUACAAGUUGCGUGUGAACGCGACCGGAUACGACGAAAAAAUCGUCCGAGUGAAGGUGCCGGAGGAGCAAGAGGAUCAGGAAGAAGGACCCCGGCCGCAAUUGGUGAACGUCCAAUUGGACCCGACGAAGACAAAGAUGACGACAGCCGAUGGCGGCAGCAGCACCGUAAGUGACAGCGAUCACUACAACACGUAUUGGGUGUCGGGCAGCGACGAACACCGCGCGACAGAUCGGGCGGUGUUGUCUGCCGAUACGGAUGUCGUACUUAUCGGCGCUGAUCGGCCUUUGGCUGGCGUGCAAAAGUCGUUCGUCGACAAGGGCUUGUUGCUGGUGGUGAAUGUGAAUGGUGAGGAUGGUGAGGAGGACGACGGCUACUACGACCCCAGUCGUGGUAACCGAUACGACGUCAAUCGACUGCAGUCGAUGCGACCGCCGUUGCCCGUUCAGUCAUCGUCCUCCCGUUCCGGUAACCACUUUCCAUCUCCGGACUCAUCUCUAACCAGAGCGGUAACAAUGCUGUGCCUAUUGCCGUUCUCGUAUUUCAUUGUCCACAUACUUUCGUGAUCAUUGUCAUAAUGAUCGCUUAACUAACAUAACAAUUAUAUCAUCGUAUAUUAUUAGAUAUAAUAUUGACAUAUUAUUGUCAUUUAACUAAGUAUAUAGACAAUUAGACAAACUAGUACAUAGUUACUUAUAAAUGUCUCAGCCGAUAGGUACAGCACUAGGUGGCGGCUAACCUGCAGUAGUUACAAUGUCGUUUCCGUGCAUGGAAAACUUUACGAGGAAAACUACAAACUCAAAAAUCUUGAACUAAGACGAUAAUAUAUUUUAUGUGAUUUAUGUACAACAGGGGUCACCAAAUGGCGCCGGCCCGAGGACACAUUUUAUUCGGCCUACAGACAAAAAAAAAGAAAUUAAAAACCAAUAAUAUACGUCCUAGAGUUGUAAUGUAUCUCAUUUGAUUCAUUGGUUUUUAUUGAUGUCUGGACUCUGCAAUUUUGAUGGCCUGCGAACAAUUUCCAGAUUCCUCAUGUAGCCUUUCAAAAAAAAUUAAUUAAUACCCCUGGUGUACGACAUGGACACAUAGUAAUACUCACUAACAACUUAUUACAAUACUAUACGAUUUUUCAAGUGAAAUUUUAUGUUCGUUUGUGUACUGCAGUGUGACACGAUAUUUUAUAAUACAAUAUUAAUUGGGUACCCUCACGCCACUCGACGACAGUGUUUUAUUACAUCUAAUGUCGCUGGUCAAGUAUCAUCAUUAUCAUUAUUCAAUUAUUAUUUUUUUUUUUAUUGUCCGUGUACGUUUUUGUUUUCUAACCGUUGUAUGUCUGAUAUGAGGAAUUUAAAGGUAAUUUUUCUCAUGCCUUCGUAAUUAUAUAUGUGUAUAUUUAUGUAUUUAUGUAGAACAUCGUAAUUUAUACGAUUAAUCUCUAAUGAGUAAUGACUGAUAAUGUAUUGUGUAUGUUUUGUGUGUCUAUAUAAUUUACGAGGCCCUUGGCGCUUGUGCAUAGUUCAUAUACGAAAUAAAUUAUAAAACACGAAAUAUUUUCGACUGCUAAAAAUCAAGCAUUGAAGUAGCAUCGCCCAUUUGAUUACAAUAUUUGUAACAUUUAUACUUUAUUAUACUAAUAAAUAAUAAUAUAAUUAUAUUAAUUGAACCAUAUUUGUGUGCGUGUAUGUAUUUAUCUAACGAUCGUAUUGCUUAUUAAUAUAUACAAUCCGGUGGUGAUGGGAAUCAUCCAGACAAAGAUAUAAUCA
Messenger RNA from Myzus persicae (green peach aphid), 3752 nucleotides. Its product is annotated as carboxypeptidase D-like. The record is from RefSeq and is a predicted model, not a curated record. Lineage: Eukaryota; Metazoa; Arthropoda; Insecta; Hemiptera; Aphididae. The coding region runs from base 843 to 2555 and encodes 570 amino acids. The transcript has 9 exons. Gene Ontology annotation, cellular component: cell surface. Gene Ontology annotation, biological process: proteolysis. Gene Ontology annotation, molecular function: metallocarboxypeptidase activity; zinc ion binding.